Messenger RNA from Anopheles nili, 1590 nucleotides. Its product is annotated as transcription factor grauzone-like. The record is from RefSeq and is a predicted model, not a curated record. Gene Ontology annotation, molecular function: DNA-binding transcription factor activity; zinc ion binding. Bases 1 to 1590 code for a protein of 529 amino acids. The transcript is spliced from 2 exons. NCBI's taxonomy places the organism in Eukaryota, Metazoa, Arthropoda, Insecta, Diptera, Culicidae. Gene Ontology annotation, cellular component: nucleus.
AUGGAAAAACUGCCGGAAAACUGUCGAUUAUGCCUGCUAAGGUUUCCCCGUGGGCGCAGAGUGGCCAUUGUUGACGAAGAAUUCCAACAAAAACUGAAAAUCGUGUUUCCAUUUGCGAUUCUGCCUGAACAAUCGCUGCCCACCGAGGCAUGUCGUGGGUGUUCAGUAACGGUUGAUAAUUUCUUUAUCUAUAGCGAAAAAGUGCGUUACAAUCAGGAAAGCUUACGUACGACAAAGCUGCCCAAUGGUACUAGAUGUGAUUUACCAGUACUUAACAAGGAAGAAUCAUUUGAAGGGAGCUUAGCGUUCAAAAAUAUAGAUGGAUCCCACCACAAAAAAUCAGCUAUCUCGUCAGAUAACACAUUUGAAGAAAACAUCCAUGUCGAAGUAAUAGAAGUGGAGCCAAUUUUGGAUGCUCCACUUGGAGAUAGUGUUAAGAUACUGCUACAAGACGGUCUAGAUCCUUCGGUGGGAGAUCUAACUACAAUAGAAUCUUCGAAUGAACUAUGUGACAAUUCUGUAAAUACUCACGAGGAUGAAUCGGAUGCAUAUUUUGACGAGCAGAUUACCGAUAAACAAAGUUUACAACACCAGGAUCUCCUCGAGGAAAAGAAGAAAAAGCAAGCAGAGGAUGAUAGAAAAUUACGUGAAUAUUUUCAUCUUGGUUGCGAGAUAUGUUCGUAUAUGUCUGAAACAGUGCCAGACCUAUUUCAGCAUUAUAGACACCAACAUAAAAUAAACGGCUAUGUUCGGUGCUGUAAUCGUAAAUUUUAUAGACGUGCGCGCCUUCUCGAACACCUCGGUGGUCAUGUUGGGUCAAUUUCGUGUGAGAUAUGCGGCAAAAUUUACAAAAGUACCUUCUACCUCGAGCUGCACAAGAUUGAUCGCCACGGUGAAGCAGGCACCAAACCUUUCAAGUGCGACACGUGUCACCUGUCCUUCCAUAAGCCUUAUUUAUUGAAAACGCAUCAAAAACGUCACGAACCGGUUCGAUGUAAUGUAUGUGACAAACAGCUCAUGGGUUCGCAAGGUUUGAAAGCACAUAUGCAGAAAAUGCAUGGCAAGGAUACUUCACUGAUCUGUCCCACGUGUGGAAAAGAAUUUCGUUGCCAAACGGCAAUGGAUCGCCACUUGAAUGCUCACAUGGGCAUCGUAACGAUAGAAAAGGUGCAAUGCGAUAAGUGUGAACGAUGGUUCGAUGGAAAAUACAAUCUUAGAAGACACAUUCGCUAUAUACAUGACGAAGAGGGUCAGAUCAUAUGCGACAUAUGUCAGCAUGUUAGUCCUAACCGACGAGCGUUGAAUCAUCAUAAACAGCGCGUUCAUAGUCACACAGAGACAUAUGAUUGCGAGUUUUGUGGAAAGCAGCGCAACACAAAGCUUGGCCUUCGUGAGCACAUGGCGACGCAUACCAAGAUUCCCCUGUACUCCUGUGAAUUCUGUGGACUCACUUUCAACUCCAAUGCGAAUAAGUAUUCGCAUCGCAAAAGCAAACACCCGGAAAAAUGGAAGGCACAGAAGCAGCGUAAGCUGUUAGAGAAAAUGGGCAAAGCAUCAACUCCAACGUUAGCAGUAGACAGAAGACAUUAA